CUUAGAAUAUCUACACCUAUUUUUAACUGUAGAUCCCAAUAAUAUACUGUCCUUAUAGCAAUGGUAUCAACCUACCCAGAAUCAGAGGUUACUCUAGGAAGGUACCUCUUUGAGCGACUCCACCAAUUGAAAGUGGACACCAUUUUCGGCUUGCCGGGUGACUUCAACCUUUCCUUAUUGGACAAAGUGUAUGAAGUUCCGGAUAUGAGGUGGGCUGGAAAUGCCAACGAAUUGAAUGCUGCCUAUGCUGCCGAUGGUUACUCCAGAAUAAAGGGAUUGUCUUGCUUGGUCACAACUUUUGGUGUUGGUGAAUUGUCUGCUUUAAACGGAGUUGGUGGUGCCUAUGCUGAACACGUAGGACUUCUACAUGUCGUUGGAGUUCCAUCCAUAUCGUCACAGGCUAAACAGUUGUUGCUCCACCAUACCUUGGGUAAUGGUGACUUCACUGUUUUUCACAGAAUGUCCAAUAGCAUUUCUCAAACUACAGCAUUUCUCUCAGAUAUCUCUAUUGCACCAGGUCAAAUAGAUAGAUGCAUCAGAGAAGCAUAUGUUCAUCAGAGACCAGUUUAUGUUGGUUUACCGGCAAAUAUGGUUGAUCUCAAGGUUCCUUCUAGUCUCUUAGAAACUCCAAUUGAUUUGAAAUUGAAACAAAAUGAUCCUGAAGCUCAGGAAGAAGUUGUUGAAACAGUCCUGAAGUUGGUGUCCCAAGCUACAAACCCCAUUAUCUUGGUAGACGCUUGUGCCCUCAGACACAAUUGCAAAGAGGAAGUCAAACAAUUGGUUGAUGCCACUAAUUUUCAAGUCUUUACAACUCCAAUGGGUAAAUCUGGUAUCUCCGAAUCUCAUCCAAGAUUUGGCGGUGUCUAUGUCGGGACAAUGUCGAGUCCUCAAGUCAAAAAAGCCGUUGAAAAUGCCGAUCUUAUACUAUCUGUUGGUUCGUUGUUAUCGGACUUCAAUACAGGUUCAUUUUCAUACUCCUACAAGACGAAGAAUGUUGUUGAAUUCCACUCUGACUAUAUGAAAAUCAGACAGGCCACCUUCCCAGGAGUUCAAAUGAAAGAAGCCUUGCAACAGUUGAUAAAAAGGGUCUCUUCUUACAUCAAUCCAAGCUACAUUCCUACUCGAGUUCCUAAAAGGAAACAGCCAUUGAAAGCUCCAUCAGAAGCUCCUUUGACCCAAGAAUAUUUGUGGUCUAAAGUAUCCGGCUGGUUUAGAGAGGGUGAUAUUAUCGUAACCGAAACUGGUACAUCUGCUUUCGGAAUUAUUCAAUCCCAUUUUCCCAGCAACACUAUCGGUAUAUCCCAAGUCUUGUGGGGCUCAAUUGGUUUCACAGUAGGUGCAACAGUUGGUGCUGCCAUGGCAGCCCAGGAAAUCGACCCUAGCAGGAGAGUAAUUUUGUUCGUCGGUGAUGGUUCAUUGCAGUUGACGGUUCAGGAAAUCUCUACGUUGUGUAAAUGGGAUUGUAACAAUACUUAUCUUUACGUGUUGAACAAUGAUGGUUACACUAUAGAAAGGUUGAUCCACGGCAAAAGUGCCAGCUACAACGAUAUACAGCCUUGGAACCAUUUAUCCUUGCUUCGCUUAUUCAAUGCUAAGAAAUACCAAAAUGUCAGAGUAUCGACUGCUGGAGAAUUGGACUCUUUGUUCUCUGAUAAGAAAUUUGCUUCUCCAGAUAGGAUAAGAAUGAUUGAGGUGAUGUUAUCGAGAUUGGAUGCACCAGCAAAUCUUGUUGCUCAAGCAAAGUUGUCUGAACGGGUAAACCUUGAAAAUUGAAUUAAACAUACCAAUUCACCGCUAUUUAGUUAUUAUAUUCAUAGCAGCAGUUAUAGAAUUGGCUU
This is a messenger RNA of Scheffersomyces stipitis CBS 6054, 1838 nucleotides long. It is a transcript of the gene PDC11, whose product is annotated as indolepyruvate decarboxylase 1. The record is from RefSeq and is a predicted model, not a curated record. The transcript has a single exon. Bases 61 to 1773 code for a protein of 570 amino acids. Gene Ontology annotation, molecular function: carboxy-lyase activity; thiamine pyrophosphate binding; magnesium ion binding. Lineage: Eukaryota; Fungi; Ascomycota; Pichiomycetes; Serinales; Debaryomycetaceae.